Molecule: messenger RNA, 504 nt
Organism: Caenorhabditis remanei
Lineage: Eukaryota; Metazoa; Nematoda; Chromadorea; Rhabditida; Rhabditidae
Exons: 5
Coding region: 1-504 (167 amino acids)
Source: RefSeq, a predicted model, not a curated record
AUGACGACCAUCGCGAAAUUCGCUAUCUUCUUCAUCGUGCUGUUCUUCGUUGAAGCAUUCAACAUCAAAAAACCAAAAGAUGAGGUUGGCUCACGCUUCCCACAAAACAAGCCGUUCUUCAUGAUGAAGAAAUCAAUGUUGGUGGGAAUGAGUGAGACUACAGAGCAGGUCUGCGAAACGGUUAUCAUGCAUAACCUUCAACCAGUCUUUGGACACCUGAUCAAUGGUAGUCAAGUUGAAAUUCUCCAACGGAGUGAUUUCAAGUUCACCAAAACCUAUGUAGAAUGUUCUCGAGACGACCGUCCAACUUGCCAUGGAGUGAAGGAAAACAUGUACAUCAGCGAGUGCGUCACUGUUUUCGAGAAAGCAAGAACAAUGGUCAGACUUGUCGACAGCUUCGGACCAUUUGCAAUGGGAACUAUCAAGACCCCGAUCCUCUGCGAAUGUCGUCUGAGACGCCAGUAUCGCGAAUUCGAACGCUCAGAUGCGGACGAGGAUGAAUAA